GGACUGAAAGUGUGGAAUGCAAGAGAAAAAUAAAGCAUAUAUGGCUUCGAAACCAGGAAUCCUCACUGAGUGGCCAUGGAGGUCUCUUGGCAGCUUCAAGUACUUGAUUCUGGGUCCAUGGAUAGCUCAAAGCAUAUACUCAUUCACAGUAAAAGAGGAAAAAGAGAGAGACCUUUUCAACUUUAUUAUAUUCCCAGUUUUAAUUUUGAGGUUUUUGCAUAAUCAGAUUUGGAUUUCUUUUUCUCGUUAUUUAACUGCCAAAGGCAGGAAAAGGAUUGUUGAUAAAGACAUAGAAUUUGAGCAACUCGAAAGAGAAAGCAACUGGGACGAUCAGAUCAUACUCCAAGGAAUACUAUCUUACAUUCUGAACAAGGCAAUUACAGGGGCUUCUAAAUUUCCAUUGUGGAGAACAGAUAGUGUAGUUAUAAUAAUUUUGCUUCAUGCUGGCCCUGUAGAAUUCCUUUACUACUGGUUACACAGAGCAUUGCAUCAUCACUUCCUCUAUUCUCGCUAUCACUCUCAUCACCAUUCUUCUAUUGUCACUCAACCCAUUACUUCUGUAAUUCAUCCAUUCGCUGAAGUCAUGGCAUAUUUCAUGUUAUUUUUAAUACCGAUAUCAGGUCUGAUAAUCAUUGGAAGAGCCUCUUUGGUAGCAUUUAUUGGUUAUAUAUUUUACAUUGAUUUUAUGAACAACAUGGGGCAUUGCAACUUUGAGAUUUUUCCUAAAUGGUUCUUCUCCGUCUUUCCUCCUCUUAAAUAUCUUAUCUACACACCCUCUUUUCACUCUUUGCAUCACACGAAAUUCAGGACUAAUUACUCCCUUUUCAUGCCGUUUUACGACUACAUCUACAGUACUAUGGACAAUUCUUCUGAUGCUGUACUAUAGGAAAAUUUAGACUUUUCCUUUUGUAUUGACAAUCUUGGUAUUAAAUAUGUGAAAGUUUCUAUGAAAUAUAAUAUAAUAAGUGCGUGGAUGCAUGUACUAGCUAGGUACAUGGGUAGCCAUUUAUUACCUUUAAAUUUUAAUUAUGUAUCAAAUUUUACGUUCUGAGUGUAUGGAGUACCUUUAAAAUUUGAUAUGAAGUUUUUUA
Molecule: messenger RNA, 1091 nt
Organism: Jatropha curcas
Lineage: Eukaryota; Viridiplantae; Streptophyta; Magnoliopsida; Malpighiales; Euphorbiaceae
Product: very-long-chain aldehyde decarbonylase CER1
Biological process (GO): lipid biosynthetic process
Molecular function (GO): iron ion binding; oxidoreductase activity
Source: RefSeq, a predicted model, not a curated record